CAUGACUUGAGCUGCCCGCAUAAAAAUGAAUAAGAGAGACGAAACAGAUGAAUCUCUGCAAUGCAAUGAACAAUGCGAUGGACAUCGCUUUGGAGACGGACCCCAACACAGUGAUCUUCGGUGAGGACGUGGCCUUCGGUGCUGGAAAAUUAGACAAUGGAGGUACGGACGUGACGAUGGUGGCGUGGGGCACGCAGGUGCACGUGUUGCGUGAGGUCGCGCGGCUCGCCCAGGAGAAGCUGAACGUGUCGUGUGAGCUCAUCGAUCUGCAGACGCUCAUGCCGUGGGACAUAGAGACCGUCGCUGAGUCGGUCUGCAAGACGGGGCGCCUCCUGGUGGCGCACGAGGCGCCGCACACGUCCGGGUUCGGGGCAGAGAUCGCCGCGACCGUGCAGCGCGAGUGCUUUCUCAACCUGGAGGCCCCGAUCGAGCGCGUGUGCGGACACGACACGCCCUUCCCGCACGUCUUCGAGCCGUUCUACAACCCCGACAAGUGGCGCUGCCUGGAGGCCGUCAAGCGACUCGUCAACUUCUGAGCGGGAGCGGGAGACGAUUUUUCCGACGAUCGUCGGUCGUCGUCGUGUUUUUGACGUGUCGACGCUACCGUUCGGUACGGCGAUGUGUCGUCGCUACCGUUCGGUACGACGAUGUGUCGUCGCUACCGUUCGGUACGAAUGUGUCGUCGGAACCCGCGCUGCGGUUUCGCUGCAUGCAUGCCACGUUUUGAUGUCAUCACUACACGCGCGCACAUCGUCGUCAUGUUUUGAUGAUGUCAUCACUACACGCGCGCACAUCGUCGUCAUGUUUUGAUGAUGUCAUCACUACACGCGCACACAUCGUCGUCAUGUCGCGUGCGUGACG
This is a messenger RNA of Priapulus caudatus, 861 nucleotides long. Its product is annotated as 2-oxoisovalerate dehydrogenase subunit beta, mitochondrial-like. Gene Ontology annotation, molecular function: catalytic activity. Gene Ontology annotation, biological process: branched-chain amino acid catabolic process; response to nutrient. The transcript has 6 exons. Bases 48 to 536 code for a protein of 162 amino acids. The record is from RefSeq and is a predicted model, not a curated record. Lineage: Eukaryota; Metazoa; Priapulida; Priapulimorpha; Priapulimorphida; Priapulidae.